Messenger RNA from Brassica oleracea var. oleracea, 1407 nucleotides. RefSeq lists its product as uncharacterized. NCBI's taxonomy places the organism in Eukaryota, Viridiplantae, Streptophyta, Magnoliopsida, Brassicales, Brassicaceae. The record is from RefSeq and is a predicted model, not a curated record. The transcript has a single exon. Bases 1 to 1407 code for a protein of 468 amino acids.
AUGUCUUCUGCGUUGGAUAAAGCUCUGUUAGCGAUGACGAUUGAGGAAGAAGAUACUCCUUUCGAUCUUCCAAAUCUUCCUCAAUAUAGUUCCUGUCAAAAUAACUCAAUCAGUCUGAUUGGAAGGAUUCUCAACCCAGACUGUCAAAAGAUAUCGAAUUUGAUUCGAGAGAUGCCGCGAAAAUGGCAGAAAUACGAUCAUGUUCGUGGGAUUGCGCUUUCUUCGGAGAGGUUUCAAUUUAUCUUCAAGCAUGAACAUGAUCUGGUUGAGGUAUAUGAAAAAGGGGUUCACUCAUCUAAUGAUUGGACGAUAGCAAUGGAGCGAUGGAUGGAGAAGCCACCUCCUGAUUAUCUCAAUUUCGUUCAUGUAUGGGUUAGAAUUCGAAAUAUUCCUGUCAAUCAUUAUACGGCUGAAGCAAUUGAGGCUCUUGGGGAUCUGGUUGGUCAUGUGGAUGAGGUUGCUUUUGAUCCAUCAAAGCCACAAAGUAAUGAUUAUGUGAGAGUUACGAUCCUUUUUGAUGUCUCUAAACCGCUGAGCAAAACAAAAGUGGUGAACUUACCAAGUGGAGAACAAGCUACUAUCUCUUAUGAGUAUGAAAGGAUUCACAAAAGAUGUUUUCACUGUCAACGUUUGACUCAUGAGCAAACAUCAUGUCCCUUCAAGCUUCGUUCCUUACAAAACAAUCAAAAUCAAAGACGCCCCCUAGAAAGAGUUAUAAAAGAUUCUGAUCCUCUCUUUGGAGUAUUGGAUGAAAGCCAGGUAGGGAUCAAUCCGUCAACAGGAAGACCCAAGAUAGCUAAUGAAGUUCUUGAGGGCAUGAGAUUGUAUCUCCUUUCUUCUUCGGGCUCUGAAAGAAUCAUAAGAGAACACCGAGUCAAGUCCUCCUUAGCUGAUAUUGGAAACGACCUGAGAGCUCAAAAAUCUUAUCUUAGUUUGGAAACUCCUCCCAAGGUUACUUCUGAUGUGGACAAAGAAAAAGGACAUGUAUUCGGAUUUGAUAAAGUUUCUUCUCAACCUUCUGGUCACCAUAACAAUAAGCUUAUGGCAUCGGCUAUCCAAGUUGGAAGAAACUUUUUCGAAAUCUCAGCUGCUCAAUUCUUCUCUGAAGGAUCGGCACACAACUUUAAAGGGGAUCCAAUGUUGGGUAUGGCACUCUCUUCGGUUAACUCGGCUAAAUCUGGAGAAGCAGGUUCAUCAGGCUUGAGUAUUGCUACUAAAACUGGUAAACCAAGAGGAAGACCGCCUAGAAACAAGAGACUGUCAAAUGAAGCCCCUCUUAAGAUCAAUCAAAGCAGUAAUACCAGCACAGUCAAAAGAAAGGCCGAGGAAGAACCAAAGCGUGACUCUACGAUGAAGCGAAAGCUAAAUGAGGCGGUCCCAAUGGAGGGACUGCCUAAGGAUCAAUGA